AUCCGUGAGAGUCGUGGCAGUCAUUCGUUGUUAGCGGCACGAUGGGCGCGGACAAGCACAACGGAGUGGUGACUUACAACAGGAGACCUCCACAGAGACCUCUGCUGAAGAGAAUCCAAUACGGAAUAUGGAACCCUGAGGAGAGGACCUUCCUAGGAAGAACGGGGAAGAGAUGGGGUGUAAUAGGUCUAAUAUAUCUGGUUAUGUACAUCUGCAUCGUCAUCUUCUUUUCCAUUUGUAUGUGCGGGAUGCUCUCCGUGCUGGACGAGCGGAUACCUUACUUCACCCUCGCCGAUUCUAUCAUCGGAAAUAAUCCCGGAAUGGGACACAGACCUUUAAUCUUAGAGGAGGAAUCCCUGAUAUGGUACGAUGCGAAGGACCCUAAAACAAUACAGAAAUACGUCGAUAACAUCAGCGAGUUUUUGGCUCCGUACGAAAAUAAGAGCCUACUCAUCAACCAAGGUGCUAACCAGCACGAUUGUGGGAUGACAAAACCACCGCGAAACGAAGUAUGCUCCUUCAAUUUAUCACAGCUCGGACCAUGUUCUAAAGAAAAUAAUUUUGGGUUCACGAACAGGACACCUUGCAUCAUCAUUAAGUUGAAUAAGAUAUUCGAUUGGAAUCCUGUCUUCUACAACGACCCUGACGAUCUGCCUCCCAAAAUGCCUGUCACUGUAAAACAGUACAUCAACUCGACCACGUCACCGGAGGAACGGCGUAAAGUCUGGGUAUCGUGCGAGGGAGAGAGACCAGUUGAUGUGGAAACCUUGGGUCCGAUAAAUUAUUACCCUUACCCAGGUCUGUCAGAGAUUUACUUCCCAUAUGAUAACACCCCCGGGUACCUGAGUCCUCUGGUUGCUGUGCAGCUGAUGAAUCCCACAUUACAUCAGUUUAUCAACAUUCGUUGCCGUGCGUGGGCGCGGAAUAUAUUGUUGACAAAGAGUCUUAAGGACCUUAAGGGCUCUACCAGUUUCAUAAUCAUGAUUGAUUAAACAUAUCACAUUAAUGUUACUUAUAUUACAUUAAACAUGUUCUACUGCCAAUUUUUUUCUUAAGGCUUGUUUAUGUGUUCAAUGUCGGCGCCGUAUAGAAAAUUAUUUACAAUUAUAAAACCACAGAUCGUUUAUAAGCAAAAUAUAUUUUUUAAUAUUUAUUAUACAUAUAUUUCAAUCGCUAUACACUAGAAACAUAAUUUAAUGGAAUAUUUAAUGUCGUGAUGUCUGUAGCAGAUACGGCGGAUGUCUGGUACGAAUAAAAUAAAUGUUGUACAAAUGAA
Danaus plexippus (monarch butterfly) is the source of this 1276-nucleotide messenger RNA. RefSeq names its product sodium/potassium-transporting ATPase subunit beta-2-like. The record is from RefSeq and is a predicted model, not a curated record. Gene Ontology annotation, molecular function: ATPase activator activity. Gene Ontology annotation, biological process: sodium ion export across plasma membrane; intracellular potassium ion homeostasis; potassium ion import across plasma membrane. The coding region runs from base 42 to 992 and encodes 316 amino acids. Gene Ontology annotation, cellular component: sodium:potassium-exchanging ATPase complex. The transcript has 7 exons. NCBI's taxonomy places the organism in Eukaryota, Metazoa, Arthropoda, Insecta, Lepidoptera, Nymphalidae.